Molecule: messenger RNA, 1481 nt
Organism: Erythranthe guttata (spotted monkey flower)
Lineage: Eukaryota; Viridiplantae; Streptophyta; Magnoliopsida; Lamiales; Phrymaceae
Source: RefSeq, a predicted model, not a curated record
CACACACUCUCUCACAACCCCACUAUUUUCUUGGUAGUGAAUGUGCAUUUGGUCUGAAAAUGAAGUCCAUAGCUAGAAAGAUCAAAUCCAUUUUCAUGGAGACCGUGAAAGAAACCAAGAGAGUCGGAGAAGAAGAUCCGCGAAGAAUCAUACACGCCAUGAAAGUUGGAUUCGCCCUAACGUUAGUGUCGUUAUUCUACUACUUCAGGCCUCUCUACAACGGAUUCGGACAGGCCGGAAUGUGGGCUAUCUUAACGGUUGUCGUCGUCUUUGAGUUCACUGUCGGCGGAACCCUAUCGAAAAGCUUAAACAGAGGUUGUGCAACGUUGGUAGCUGGUGCCCUAGGCGUCGGAGCCGAGUACUUGGCCGCUCUUUGUGGUGAUAAAGGAGAGCCAGUUGUUCUUGGGCUAAUGGUCUUCUUUCUAGCUACAACAUCUACGUUUACGAGGUUUUUUCCGAAUGUGAAGAGGAAGUACGAUUACGGGGUGCUGAUAUUUAUACUGACAUUCAGUUUAGUGGCUGUAUCGGGUUUCCGGGUCGACCAAAUCUUGCACUUGGCCCAUAGAAGGCUUUCCACCAUUCUCAUAGGCGGAGCAUCAUGUAUUGUGAUAUCCAUAUUCGUCUGCCCCGUUUGGGCGGGUCAAGAUUUGCAUAAUCUUAUUGCUGCAAAUAUCGAAAAGCUUGGUGCCUUCUUAGAAGGUUUUGGAACCGAAUUUCUUAUAUUUCACGGUGAUGAAAGUGGCAAGAUCAAUUCAUCUUGCAAGCACGGUGAUCAAAAGUCGUUUCUCGAGGGAUAUAAAAGCGUGCUUAAUUCGAAGGCCACUGAAGAAUCUUUGGCAAAUUUUGCAUGGUGGGAGCCUCCUCAUGGUCGAUUUAGGUUUAAUCAUCCAUGGAAACAAUACUUGAAGAUUGGGGCUCUAGCCAGGGAUUGUGCAUGCCUAAUCCAAUCACUUAACGGAUACAUUAACUCUAAAUCCCAGUCAUUAGUACAAGUAAAAAUGAAAAUAAAAGAAUCGUGCAUGAAAAUGAGCAUGGAAUCCGGCAAGGCACUAAAAGAAUUAGCGUCUGCAGUUAAAACGACGGCGUUUCAUCCAUUACUAGCUGCUGGGGCCCACUUGCAGAAUUCCAAAUCAGCAGCAGAUGACCUAAAAAUCGCACUCGAAAACUCUUCUUUAUUAUCGGCAAAAGCGGACUUACAAGAAAUAAUGCCGCUUCUCGUUGUCGCGUCCGUACUUAUCGAUAUCAACGACGGCGUUGACAAAAUUUAUGAGUCGGUCAACGAGCUUUCUCUAAAAGCGUGUUUCAAGAACAAUCCAAAGUCGUCAAAAGCAUGUGAACUUCAUCAGCAAGUGAUUAUUCAUCGAGGGGUUGUGAAACCCGUUAAUGAUAGCGAGGAGCACGUUGUCGUUGUGGUUGUUGAUGGCGGCGCGUCGGCUGAGGAAUCGCCGGAGAAGGAGAACCGCCACCCACCGCCUCAGUGA